Guillardia theta CCMP2712 is the source of this 1731-nucleotide messenger RNA. RefSeq lists its product as hypothetical. The transcript has 19 exons. NCBI's taxonomy places the organism in Eukaryota, Cryptophyceae, Pyrenomonadales, Geminigeraceae. Gene Ontology annotation, molecular function: protein binding. The coding region runs from base 1 to 1731 and encodes 576 amino acids. The record is from RefSeq and is a predicted model, not a curated record.
AUGGUGCGUCUCAUCCUUCAGGCCUUGCAGGGCAUGGGCUACCUCGAGAGCUCGCUGUGCCUCCAGCGAGAAUCCGGAGUCAUGCUGCAGAGUGAGGGGGAGAAGCUGCGGGCGUUGAGGAGAGAUGUGAUGGAGGGCGAGUGGAGAAAGAUCUUGUCCGAGCUUGAGAGGGAGGAUUGGGCGUCAACCAGCCUCAAGUAUGUGCUUUGCGCUGUUGACCAUGAGCUCAGAGCUUGCAGGUUUGUGGUUGCGAAUCAGCUCUUCUUGGAAGAGCUUCACUCUAACGACAGGAAGGGAGCUGAGAAGGAUCACGUCUUGCCUAAUGCUCUGAGCCAGAGGAGGCGGGAGGAGAGCCAGCGGCUUGCGGCAAUGCUGUCACAAGAUGACAUCAGCACGACGGGAGGGCAUGCGGGUUUCACUUCUCGUCUCCUCGUCUUGGAGGAGAUCUUGAGCUGCCUCCCUGCCCACAUGCGUUUGCCGCGAGACAGGCUGUGGAAACUAGUUAAUCAGGCUCAGAUUUACCAGCGAGAAAAAUCUUUGUAUCCUUACACGAGGCAGAGCGAGUUGUCGCUGCUGGAUGACCUUUCCUUCGACCCCUCGAGUCUGCUAUGUCUGCAUCGAACCAUCAAGUUCCACAAAGACGAGGUCUGGGUUUGCAAGUUCUCUCCUUCAGGCAGAUUCCUCGCUACCGCAUCCAAGGAUGGAAACCUGGCGAUCUGGUCGUCCCAGGAGCUUCUAGCACAAUCCCGAGAGGGGCUGGUGCUCAACCUUUUGAAUGGGUUUCAAGUUUGCAGCAUAGCAUGGAGCUCCGACGAGAGCAUGGUUGUCUGUGCAGGCCUUGACUCGUGCCGCAUCUCUGCCUGGAACAUUCCCAGUGGCAUCCAGGUCCCUCUAGCCGCGCAGAUGAGGAAGCCCUUGAGCUGCGUGGAGUGGCUUGCGGGGACCUGGUACUGCCUGGGAGGAGGAGGAGACGAAGACAUUUUUGCUUGGGAUCUCUUGAUCUCGCGGGAGAGCAGACGGUCGAACAAUCCUUCCUUCGUGCUGUGGACUGAGCACAGGAGUGUACACUCGCUCGCAUGCUCCUCGGAUGGCUCGAGCCUCGUCGCCCUCCUGUCUGAGCAGACAAUCAAUGUAUACGACAUCUACCAGAUCUGUGACGAACAUGCCAAGUUCCUCUCCAAGCAACAGGAUGGAAGAUUUGGGUCGACAGAUGCGCUUGAAGGAGAUGUUAGUCUCUGGAGUUCGGCUGCUGUGCCUUUGAGCUCAGAGGGAAGCGAGGGGAAAGGAGAGGAAGUAAGGAGCGAGCAUGCGAGGAAGCGGAUCGAAGUGAAGGAUGCGAGGAGGACGUCGCUAAGGAUCAACGGCACUCACAUCCCGUCCUACCAUCCUGUGCGUCAGAUCACAAACCCGGGUGAAGCUGAGCUGGUUACCUGGGACCUCAAGUCCGUCUCCUGUGUGCAGCGCUUCCGGGGACAUGAGUUUCGGCGCUACCUGACGGGCUUCACCGAAGGAGGCUUUCAAGAUAUGCUGAUACUGGGAGGGAGUGAGGACGGGCUCAUACGCGUGUGGCAUCGCGACACCGGAAGGCUCAUCAAGACGCUGGUGGGUCACGACCAGUCUGUCAACUCGCUCGCGUGGCUGCCCAACAACGACUUCGUCAUGGCGUCCGCGUCAGAUGAUUUCUCCGUCAGGCUGUGGGGGCCGAGGAUGCUGCAGAACUACAUGGAAUGA